Gossypium arboreum is the source of this 633-nucleotide messenger RNA. RefSeq lists its product as uncharacterized. Bases 1 to 633 code for a protein of 210 amino acids. The record is from RefSeq and is a predicted model, not a curated record. The transcript has 2 exons. Lineage: Eukaryota; Viridiplantae; Streptophyta; Magnoliopsida; Malvales; Malvaceae.
AUGUCGGAUGAAAGAAUAAAUGAUACUGAUGAAGAAAUGCAUACUGGGGAAGAAGAAUCUUACGGGUUAGAUGAAACUGAAUCGUCUGAAGCCAGGAUACCAGCUAGAGCUUAUGUGGUCAAAACUCGUGAAGAAGGCGAUGCCCACGAUGUGGUAACAGGUAUAUUUUUAUUGUAUUCUGAGCCUGUUUAUGCGUUAAUUGAUCCUGGAUCUUCACAUUCUUACAUUAAUUCGAAUUUAGUUGAGUUGAGAAAAUUAAAAUCCGAAAUGUCUAGAGUGUCUAUUGAGGUGUCGAGUCCGUUGGGGCAAACAGUGUUAGUGAAUCAGGUCUGUCUAAGAUGCCCGUUGAUUAUACAGAAUAAAACUUUUCUGGUUAACUUGUUAAUUAUGCCAUUUGGGGACUUUGAUAUAAUUUUGGGCAUGGAUUGGUUAUCCGAAUAUAGAGUGAUUUUGGAUCGUUACAAAAAGAGGUUCAGUAUUCAGACAGAGGAUGUGGAUAGAGUUGAAGUAAGUGGCAUCCGUACCAGUGGUCCGACACGCAUCAUUUCGGUAAUGAAAGCUAAUAAAUUGCUUCAGCAGGGUUGUUCAGCAUAUUUGGCAUAUGUUAUUAAUUCUGAUUCAGUUGGAAGUUAG